Messenger RNA from Aspergillus piperis CBS 112811, 1443 nucleotides. RefSeq names its product fasciclin domain-containing protein. NCBI's taxonomy places the organism in Eukaryota, Fungi, Ascomycota, Eurotiomycetes, Eurotiales, Aspergillaceae. The record is from RefSeq and is a predicted model, not a curated record. The coding region runs from base 163 to 1287 and encodes 374 amino acids. The transcript is spliced from 3 exons.
UCAUGUCGACGGCAGCCUCUCCGACAAGAAGCUCACCAGGUCUUAUGUAAACGUGCUGAAGACUAACGAAUAUAAAAGGCAAGCACUGUCCCGUAUUACUGGAAAUCAGAAUCACCUCAGUUUUCUUUCUGGCUUUGUCCCAGCGCCAACGACUCAGAGAUCAUGGCUAGUACUCUUAUAACCGUCGCAGCAUUAGCUGCAAUUUCUAUUUAUCUGGUUACAGCCUCCCCCCUCAUGGAUACCCUCCUGCAAAUACCCGACUUAUCUACCUACGCCGAGGUGUACAACCUGACCGGCGGUAUUGUAGAGAUCAAUCCAUUGUUUCUCAAACGCUACAACUACGACGAAGACAAACGUAACUACACAUUCCUUGCUCCCACUAACGACGCAUGGGCCAAGAUUCCCAACGCCAUUUUCGAUAUCCUUAUGACCCAACAAGCCUACCCCUUAACCGAGGCCCUCCUGCGCACACACAUCAUCGAGGCUGGUCUCACAGCUUCUGAUCUUGUCAAGGUAUCUGAAAGUGAGGGUGCAGGAGGAAUAUCUACCUCACUCCAGGUGUCCAAUACUACCGAGCAAUACCACAACGGGGUUUUGACCAAAACAGUCCAGGGCUACUAUAUUGAUACCAUUACUUCCUCAAAUGGCACCGUACAAAUUGACGAUCAGUCCGCCAUCGUGACGGCAAAUAUUGUUGCAGACAAUGGUUUGAUCCAUGCCAUCGACCAGGUUAUUGACCCUUUCCUAAUUUAUGGUGGUGGACCCAGCAAUCGGACAACCGCACCGACUACCGAGACAACAGAUCUGACCAUUGGAGAGUUCCUGAAGAGUGACUCGCGCCUUGUGAACUCUACGAAGAUUCUAUUUGAAAACUCCCCAGAUACGUUACGUCGGUUGUCGAAACAGACAGGAAGUACGCAGUUCUUCGUUGCUCCACAAAAUGAGGCUUAUGAUCUGAUGCCUACUAUCCUUCCCAUAUUCCAUACUCUUGUCGCGCCAUACAAAAGCCCAUUCAACACUCUAAUGUGGCAAUAUGGCUGGCUUGACAGUGAUUGCGAUACCUUUGCGGGUCUGAAUUUCAGCAGUCCGGUCACAGUAGCUAGUGACAUUACAGGGCUUAAUAUCACUGUCACCCAAGAGGAGAAUGCCAUCUUCAUCAUGAAUGCAGGUCUCGUCACUCAAGUGAAGGCAGCCAAUGGGUACCUGUGGGUUGUGGAUCGGUGGUUGGAUCCACUGUAUCAGGCCUUUGGUCCCAUCGACCGAUUUGGUACACCAGAGUGGCCAUGAGGUUGGCGGUUUUAUUUGCUCUUAUUGGAGGUGUCUCAUAAUUGCUAGCCGAAAGAGGUAUUGGUUUACAAUGCUACAUAUUCUAAGCAUGACAUAUGUUAAAUGCUGAGUGACAGAAAUUAUUUCUGAGCUUAAUCAGUAUUGUUGCUUUUCGAA